Messenger RNA from Xiphias gladius (swordfish), 1320 nucleotides. It is a transcript of the gene kcnj10a, whose product is annotated as potassium inwardly rectifying channel subfamily J member 10a. The record is from RefSeq and is a predicted model, not a curated record. Gene Ontology annotation, molecular function: inward rectifier potassium channel activity. The coding region runs from base 4 to 1320 and encodes 438 amino acids. Gene Ontology annotation, cellular component: plasma membrane. Lineage: Eukaryota; Metazoa; Chordata; Actinopteri; Istiophoriformes; Xiphiidae. Gene Ontology annotation, biological process: potassium ion import across plasma membrane; regulation of monoatomic ion transmembrane transport. The transcript is spliced from 5 exons.
GCCAUGACCUCAGCCACUCCCCCCUCCUCAGAAGGCUCCUCCCCACAGAAAGUAUGCCACUCCCAGACGCAGACGGACAUCACCAAGCCCCUGCUGGGCUCCACAGGGGUGCCCGGAGGUGCUGGUGCAGGUGGAGGAGGAACAGGAGCUGGAGGGCCCAGUGCUCUGCGAAGGAGGCGCCGUGUUCUCUCCAAAGAUGGACGAAGCAAUGUGCGUAUUGAGCAUGUCAGCGGGCGAGGGGCGCUCUACCUCCGCGACCUCUGGACAACUUUUCUGGACAUGCAAUGGCGCUACAAGUUCUUCCUCUUCUCCGCCACCUUCGCUGGGACCUGGUUCCUGUUUGGAGUGCUUUGGUACCUGGUAGCAAUGGUGCAUGGAGACCUACUGGAGUUUGACCCCCCCUCCAACCAUACACCAUGUGUAAUGGAGGUGAAGACCCUGACAGGGGCCUUCCUCUUCUCUCUGGAGUCUCAGACCACAAUUGGCUACGGUUUCCGGUGCAUCACAGAGGAGUGUCCUGUUGCCAUUGUCCUGCUCAUUUUUCAGCUGGUCAUCACCAUGGUGAUGGAGAUCUUCAUCACGGGCACCUUUCUUGCGAAGGUGGCCCGUCCCAAGAAGAGAGGCGAGACAGUGAAGUUUAGUCAACACGCUGUGGUGUCAAAUCAUGAGGGUCGUCCCUGCCUUAUGAUCCGAGUGGCCAACAUGCGCAAAAGCCUGCUGUUAGGAUGCCAGGUGACGGGGAAGUUGCUUCAGACGUCCCUCACAAAGGAGGGUGAGACAGUGCGGCUGGACCAGCGCAAUGUGCCUUUUCAAGUGGACACGUCCAGCGACAGCCCCUUCCUCAUCAUCCCCCUGACCUUCUACCACAUCAUCGACGACAACAGCCCUCUCAUAGCCUGGGCAGCAAAAGGUGGUGGCUGGACAGACCCGGAGCUGGCUGACUUUGAGCUGCUGGUGAUCAUGAGUGCCACAGUUGAGCCAACUUCAGCCACCUGCCAGGUUCGAACAUCCUACCUUCCAGACGAGAUCCUCUGGGGCUACGAGUUUCCCCCCGUUGUCUCCCUGUCCCCCUCAGGAAAAUACGUGGCUGAUUUUGCCUUCUUUGACAAAGUGGCCAAAACCAAAACCCCGCCCCUCUUCAAGCAGGCCCUGCCGCCAAGCCCGCUAUCACAGGCAUCCCCUUAUCACAGCAGCAAGGAUGAUGGGACAGACCAGGAGAAGAUGAGACUAGAGGAGAGCUACAGGGACAAGAAGACGGGGCGAGACAAGGGGCGCAUCAGAGAUAGCAGCCCACUGAGCAUGCGUAUUAGUAAUGUUUGA